GUAGUAGGUUACAGGUCUGCUCGGUGCUCUCAGCGACAACAAGCGUCAACCACAGUCUAUGGUGUCAACUCGGAACAUCUCUGGGCCAUAGACUACAGUCUAUGUGCUACAAGGGUUAGCUAGAAGAAUGAAGGGAACCUAAAUAGUUUCGUGCGUUGGUGCUGGUUAGUUGACAAAAGUAUAACAAAAGUAAUGGCGGUCGCAGCUGUUUGUGUAUAGAAACUGCUUUGGUUUUUAAAUUAUUUUGCUGCGUACUGAGAUAAGGAACCCCCGGAUGAAGUAGCGUUCACAGGAUGGCAGGAGUGUUCGACAUAGACUUGGAGACUGAGGACAUCAGUGAUACAGAGGAUGAUGUCUGUGACUUCACUGUGACAGAACCAGAGAAUGUGCAAACAGAGGAGGUGGAGUUGACCAGUGAAAGUGUCAACAGAGACAGUGAGAGAGUUGGACCUGACUGUUUUGAGCUUCUUACUGUGCUGGGAAAAGGAGCCUAUGGCAAGGUUUUCCAGGUGAGGAAGGUUCAGGGUGCUCAGAUGGGCAACAUAUUUGCCAUGAAGGUCCUGAAAAAGGCAAAGAUAGUGUGUAAUGCUAAAGACACGGCCCAUACACGAGCAGAGCGGGAGAUCCUGGAGACGGUGAGACACCCAUUCAUCGUGGAUCUGCUCUACGCCUUCCAGACUGGGGGGAAACUCUACCUCAUACUGGAGUGUCUGAGUGGAGGGGAGCUGUUCAUGCAGCUGGAGAAGGAAGGCAUCUUCAUGGAGGACACUGCUUGUUUCUAUCUAGGAGAAAUCACUUUGGCUCUAGGUCACCUCCACUCCAACGGGAUUAUUUACCGGGACCUCAAACCUGAAAACAUCAUGCUUAAUCACCAAGGACACAUCAAGCUAACUGACUUUGGCCUCUGUAAGGAAUCGAUUCAUGAUGGAUCUGUUACACACACCUUCUGUGGCACCAUAGAGUACAUGGCCCCAGAGAUCCUGACCAGGUCAGGUCACAACAGAUCAGUAGACUGGUGGAGCCUCGGGGCCCUGAUGUACGAUAUGAUGACCGGAUCACCUCCAUUCACAGCUGGAAACAGGAAGAAGACCAUCGAUAAGAUCUUGAAGUGUAAACUCAAUCUGCCCCCAUACCUGACCAUCGAUGCCAGGGACCUUAUCAAGAAGCUGUUGAAGAAGAAUCCAGCCCAAAGACUUGGCUCCAGUAAGGUGGAUUGUGCUGAAAUCCAGAAACAUCCGUUCUUCAAGCAUAUCAAUUGGACUGACCUGCUCAACAAGGCAGUGGAGCCGCCAUACAAGCCACGACUGCAGUCGGACGAGGAUGUAAGCCAGUUUGACACCAGGUUUACCAGACAGACACCAGUGGACAGUCCAGACGAUACCACACUCAGCCACAGUGCAGAGCUUGCCUUUGCUGGUUUCACCUACGUGGCUCCGUCAGUCCUUGAGAGUCUAAAAGAAGGCUUCUCAUUCGAGCCCAGAACACGACCUGUACGCCGACACAACAGCAGCCCACGCACACCCAUCAGUCCUAUGAAAUUCUCCCAAGCCGGACCAUUUAAGGCCAGCAAUGAGGGAGAACCAGACCUUUUCUCUCCCAUCUCUCCACCGGCAGCUACAGUUCCUGUGACACUGGAAAACGGUGGUACCAGUCAGCCGAUAAAGACGCCUGCAAGGAACAAGAAGCAGAAGGGACAUCAGAGAUGAGAAGGAAAUCUUAAAAGAGACAGCCUACGCUGCAAGACCUUGGUCAGAACGUUUUUCAUAGUUUAUAGUAAGUGUGAGGCACAGAGCUGAAGUGGUUUUGCUGGUUUUAAUGCUUUUUUUGAAGUGGUUUAACUUCGAGGUCCUUGAAAAGCCAUAAAUCAAAAGUGGAAAGCUCUCCAUUUGCGCUUCUUCUUUCUCACAGUCAUCUAUGAAAACAGAUCCAGUAGUAGGCUUACUGUUCAGGACUUCCUGUUUGUCGUACUCUAGAGGUAGAUCACUCUACACAGAUUCACUUGAUCAACAUGGGAGUUUUCAUGCUUUUACUUCCAUUUGUCACUUUAUUGUGUAAAGCUUUAAUUUACAGCUUCCAUAUGUCUGCACUUAAAGUUCACACUGUGGCACUAAUAUAUAGGAAACAAUGACUUCAUAUACAUAUUUCUAUAAAAAGCACUGCACAGGGCAACAGAACCAAUGAUUCUUCUUCACCAACUUUAGUGAGUUUUUCGCGAGGAGUCGAGGUCAGAUAAAUGAUGGAUUGAUUGGUAGCAGCGUUUCAUUUUGUACCUGCAUACUGACAGUAAAGGGAAGCUGUGGUACAAAGCUUUUUGGGUUUAAUUAGUUCACCAGCUUUUAAUUAGUUUGCCAGAGUAUGUGUAAAUAACGCUGGUUAGUACAGGCUUCUCCAACAAGUUUGAAUUGGAGAACUGAUGAAGGAUCACUUGAUUGAAGUCCUGAUUCUUUUCCAUUACGGUUGAACUGUCAAACCUUCAGCCAUCGGGUUAUUAAGUAAAUCUUGACUGCACAGGAUAGAAUAGAAACUACUGAAUUAAAUGCUGCAUCGCACACAGAUGAUUCACGAAUGUCACAUCUUAAGUGAACAUUUCUGUGUGGAAAUGUGGUGACAGUCAUCAGUGUUUUUCAUUUCUCUGAGCCUCUUAACAGAGAAUCUUCAUGACUUUUGCCAAAGCUUUUAACACAUCCUAUCCUCAUAUUGUACAAAUGGACCAAUCACACUAUCUAUAAUAGAGUGACAGUAAAGAGGGAUAUACGGUGUUAUUUAAUUUGGGUAAAUAAGGAGGUUGUGAUCUGUCAUCCUUCAUCAAAAUGGUUCCUGUAUCGUAAUCAAUCAAAAUACCAUGUGUAAAUACAUACCUCCAUAUAAUUGGUACGAUCUUGAUGACAAUACAGUCAAAGCAGGCUGUUAAAGUGGUGCUCUCAGAAAACAAAUUAUAAUAU
Molecule: messenger RNA, 2942 nt
Organism: Sander lucioperca (pikeperch)
Lineage: Eukaryota; Metazoa; Chordata; Actinopteri; Perciformes; Percidae
Product: ribosomal protein S6 kinase beta-2-like
Exons: 16
Coding region: 294-1706 (470 amino acids)
Biological process (GO): protein phosphorylation; signal transduction
Molecular function (GO): protein serine/threonine kinase activity; ATP binding
Source: RefSeq, a predicted model, not a curated record